UCGUCGACCCUGAAGCGGAAUGGGAAGGGCGACGGAUAUCGUCACCGCGGCUUGUGAUUGGUUGCUUGUUUGGCCGGGGCACUUGGGUCUUUUUUCUCGCGCCACUUUCAGGGGCUUUGGCGCGAGAGGGAACGCGAAGUUGUUGCCGGCUGUUUUGGAAGGCACGGAAGGCAGCGGCGGUUGCAGACAGUGCCCACCGCCCGCCCGCCAUGGACUCAAACGGGCGCUCGCGCGACGGGGUUGACAACGGUUGCCAUGGAGAAACAACUGAAUCUGGAAAUCUUGCAGCUUCGCGUUCUCGCCGUGAGAAAAAAUCGAAAAAAGGGAGACAGGAAGCACUGGAACGGUUGAAAAAAGCAAAGGCUGGUGAGAAAAUAAAAUAUGAGGUUGAGGAGUUUGCAAGUGUUUAUGAUGAAAUUGAUGAAGACCAAUACUCCAAGAUUGUCAGGGAACGCCAAGAUGAUGACUGGAUUGUGGAUGAUGAUGGAGUUGGUUACGUAGAAGAUGGAAGGGAAAUCUUUGAUGACGACUUAGAAGAUGAUGCUCUUGAUUCCAAUAUGAAAAGAAAACGAGAUUCAACUUCUACAAAUGACAAGAAAAAUGUGAAGAAAGCAAUGGUAUCAAAACCAAAUACUAUUAAAUCUAUGUUUAUGGCCAGUACUGGAAAGAAAAAUGCUGAUAAAGCUGUUGACCUGUCGAAGGAUGAUUUGCUAGGAGAUAUUUUGCAAGAUCUGAAUGCUGAGUCUGUUCAUAUAGCUCCACCACCUGUUGCAGUGCUCAAAAAGAAGAGACUUUCUGGAACAUCACCGAAUCCUUUUUCUUUGCAAUCUCAGGUCUCCAAGAUACCUUCUCCUAUAGUAAGGAAAACUGUCACUCCUUUAAAAAAAGAUGUUUAUUUGCUAAAUUCAUCUCGGCUUGAGCAUUCCAUAUACACAACCAGACCAAAGCCAGUCAAAGAAGAGAAUGCUGAUUCUAAAAAUGGAAUACAAAUUGAGGGAAAUAGAAGAUUGGUAAAAGUUAAACAAGAGGAAGCUACUAAAGAAGAUGAACCGGCUAUAAUGGAUUUUGAUGAUGGGGACUUUGAUGAAUCUGUGGAGGAAGUGGGAAUUUUAGAAACUGCAGAAACAGUUGCAUCCUUGAAGGAAGAGCUGAAAUCGGAAAAAAGACAAACGCCGCAAUUGGAAUCUGUAAAAACAGAGUCAUAUUUUUUAAGCCCUUCCAUCCCUGAAGUUUCUUGUUGGGACAAAAUUGGUAAAAAUGAAGAUGGGUAUCUAGCUUCAGAAAUUCAAGUGGAUUCCAAUCAAAUCCCACUAAUAAACGGGGAAGAUGGAGAACAGGUUUUCAGGUUCUAUUGGAUGGAUGCUUACGAAGAUCAGUAUAAUCAGCCUGGAGUGGUAUUUCUCUUUGGUAAAGUGUGGAUUGAAUCGGUGCAGUCCUAUGUGAGUUGUUGUGUGACAGUGAAAAAUAUUGAGAGAACUAUUUACCUACUGCCACGUGAGUCGCAAGUUGAUUUGUCCUCUGGUAAAGAGACACAGAGUCCUGUGACCAUGAUGAAUAUCUAUGAAGAAUUUAAUGACCGGAUUGCAGUAAAAUACAAGAUAAUGAAGUUCAAGUCCAAGAAAGUGGAGAAGAAUUAUGCUUUUGAGAUACCAGAUGUUCCUGCAAAAUCUGACUACCUGGAAAUCAGAUACUCGGCUGAAUACCAUCAGCUCCCUCAGGACCUGAAAGGAGAGACAUUUUCUCAUGUAUUUGGAACAAACACCUCUAGUCUGGAGCUAUUAUUGAUGAGCAGGAAGAUCAAGGGACCAAGCUGGCUAGAAAUAAAAAAUCCACAGUUCUUGAACCAGCCUGUCAGUUGGUGUAAGGUGGAAGUAGUGGCCCUGAAGCCUGAUACAGUGAAUGUGGUGAAAGAUCUCCCACCACCUCCUCUUGUGAUUAUGUCUCUUAGCAUGAAGACAGUUCAGAACACCAAAACUCAUCAGAAUGAGAUUGUGGCUAUUGCAGCUUUAGUACAUCACAAAUUUUGUCUGGAUAAAGCACCACCGGAGCCUCCUUUUCAGAGCCACUUUUGUGUUAUUUCCAAACCAAAUGACUGCAUUUUCCCAUAUGACUUUAAAGAAACAGUCAAAACUAAGAAUGCUAAAAUAGAGAUCGUAACAGCAGAGAGGACGCUACUGGGUUUUUUUCUGGCCAAGGUACAUAAAAUUGAUCCAGAUGUUAUUGUGGGACACAAUAUUUAUGGAUUUGAUCUGGAACUGCUCCUCCAGAGAAUUAACUUAUGCAAAGUUCCACAUUGGUCCAAGAUAGGUCGACUGAAGAGAUCAAACAUGCCAAAGCUUGGGGGUCGUAGUGGAUUUGCUGAAAGAAAUGCGGCUUGUGGUCGAAUGAUAUGUGACAUAGAAAUUUCAGCAAAGGAGCUUAUUCGUUGCAAGAGCUAUCAUUUGUCCGAACUUGUCGUUCAGAUUCUGAAAAUGGAAAGAGUGGCAAUUCCAUCUGAAGAGAUCCGAAAUAUGUACAGUGAUUCUCCUUGUUUACUUUACAUGCUUGAGAACACCUGGAUUGAUGCCAAGUACAUUUUACAAAUAAUGUGCGAGCUGAAUGUUCUUCCACUAGCACUACAGAUUACAAAUAUUGCUGGAAAUGUAAUGUCGAGGACGCUGAUGGGUGGGCGAGCUGAGCGUAAUGAAUUCUUGCUGCUUCAUGCAUUUUAUGAAAAGGAUUUUAUUGUGCCUGAUAAGCAACUCUUUAAAAAGCCUAAUCAGAAACAGCUGGAUGAAGAUGAAAAUUUUGAAGGUGACCAGAAUAAAUCAAAGAUAGGACGCAAAAAGGCAGCAUAUUCUGGAGGUUUAGUUCUGGAUCCAAAAGUUGGUUUUUAUGACAAAUUCAUUUUGCUUCUAGAUUUCAAUAGCUUGUACCCUUCAAUUAUCCAAGAGUUUAAUAUCUGUUUUACAACAGUCCACAGAGUAUCUUCCAGUGUGAAAAAAAAGACAGAGGUUGUAGAAGAAGAAGAAGAAAUUCCUGAAUUGCCAGAUCCAUCUCUAGAAAUGGGAAUCUUGCCUAAAGAGAUAAGGAAGUUAGUUGAGCGAAGACGUCAAGUGAAGCAGUUGAUGAAACAGCCUGACUUAAAUUCUGAUCUCUACUUACAGUAUGAUAUCAGGCAGAAGGCUCUGAAGCUUACAGCAAAUAGCAUGUAUGGGUGCCUGGGGUUUUCCUUCAGCAGAUUCUAUGCGAAGCCUCUAGCAGCUUUGGUGACUUUCAAAGGCAGAGAGAUCUUGAUGCAUACUAAGGAGAUGGUACAGAAGAUGAAUCUAGAAGUAAUUUAUGGUGAUACAGACUCUAUUAUGAUAAACACAAACCUCACCAACCUGGAAGAAGUCUUUAAACUGGGGAACAAGAUCAAAAGCGAAGUGAACAAGCUAUACAAAUUGUUGGAGAUCGAUAUUGAUGGCAUUUUUAAGUCCCUUUUACUGUUAAAAAAGAAGAAAUAUGCUGCUUUGAUUGUGGAGCCAACAGGAGAGGGAAAGUAUGUAACCAAGCAAGAACUUAAAGGGCUGGACAUAGUGCGAAGAGACUGGUGUGACAUUGCAAAAGAGACUGGAAACUAUAUAAUUGGCCAGAUUCUUUCUGACCAAUCCCGAGAUGCAAUUGUAGAAAACAUCCAGAGGAGACUAAUCCAAAUUGGAGAAAAUGUGGUAAAUGGCAGUGUGCCAAUAAAACAAUUUGAAAUCAACAAGGCAUUGACAAAGGAUCCUCAGGAUUACCCUGAUAAAAAAAGCCUGCCUCAUGUACAUGUUGCCCUAUGGAUAAAUUCUCAAGAGGGUAGAAAGUUAAAAGCUGGAGACACUGUGUCAUAUGUUAUCUGUCAGGAUGGAUCAAACCUGAGUGCCAGCCAGAGAGCAUAUGCUCCAGAACAGUUGAAAAAACAAAGCAAUCUUGUUAUUGAUACUCAGUAUUAUCUGUCACAACAGAUUCAUCCAGUAGUGGCUCGUAUCUGUGAACCCAUUGAUGGAAUUGACUCUGUCCUUGUUGCAGCAUGGCUAGGACUGGAUCCUUCACAGUUCAAAGUAUAUCACCAUUAUCAUAAAGAUGAGGAGAAUGAUGUCUUGCUUGGUGGCCCUGUUCAGCUCACUGAUGAAGAGAAAUAUAAAGACUGUGAAAAAUUCAAGUUUGCUUGUCCAAAAUGUGGGACAGAGAACAUUUAUGACAAUGUCUUUGAUGGUUCGGGCCUGCUGAUUGAAGCCAGUUUGAUACAGUGUAGCAAAAAAGAAUGUGAUGAAUCGCCUCUAAAUUACAUAAUGCAAAUUAACAACCAGCUAAUCUUGGACAUAAGAUGUUUCAUUAAAAAGUACUACAGUAGUUGGUUAAUAUGUGAGGAGCAAACUUGUCAGUAUCGUACUCGUCGACUUCCUCUUCGCUUUUCCCGGAAUGGUCCUCUGUGUCCAGUCUGUAAGAAAGCUAUCAUUAGACGAGAGUAUUCUGACAAGACCCUAUAUACCCAGCUGUGCUUUUACCGGUAUAUUUUUGAUGUGGACUAUGCAAUGGAAAAACUUACUGAUCAAGAGAAAGAACGUAUGAAGCACCAGAACAUGACUAUCAAGUCUUACAGAAAAUUGAAGAGCACAGUAGACAAGUGGUUAUCCAUGAGCAGCUACUCUGAAGUGAACCUCAGCAAACUCUUUCAGACAUUCAAUACAGUAAAAUCUGUGGGAGAUCCCAGUACUUAAACUCUGCAUUUAAGUGGAAUGAGACAAAAGGCUUUUGUGGACUACUUCCUAGACAAAACUUCUUCUGUUUCAUUUAUUGUAUUCCAUGUAUAAUUGUACUCUAGGUUUAUGUUUCUCUCUCACACACACACAAUUGCAUACCCAAAAAUAUGUUUAUUUAAAUAUGAGCUUUAUUAAUGUUGGAAAAUAGAAAAACAAAAAACAUGGUAAAAGUUGAUGGAUAUAUUAGACACCCUUAUAGUUUAUUUUUCAAUAAAUAUCUAUUUGUAUACCAAGACCUAAGAGGGAAGAAGGGGUGGAGAAAUAGCUCCUUUUAAUUGAAUAAUUCCCAGUGAGAGUUGCAGGAAUGUAAGUGAUCCUAGACUUUGCUCCAGGGUAUUUAGUAGAGGUGCUCUCAGGAAAAGAGGUUAGUGGAGGUCUCAGUAGGAGCACUAAUGUUUUCCCUUCCCACAAUUUAACUAUUUUGUAAUCAUAGACACAGCAGUUAAAAACAAUACUAAACCUAAAUGCUUCCUAAUGCCCUAUUACUUUAUUCUAAAAUGGUCUAUAUUUUUUUAACUGUGUUUAAGGUGUGUGUGUUUUUCCCCCUGCUGAACAAUAUUCAUUCAUACAAUACUGUGCUGUAAGUAUAGGAAGUAACCACAUGGGAAUUAAUGCUAAAGCACCAAUUGACUUCUGUCAGGGCAGGGAGAUCGAAUGUAUGCUGCAGUUUCACAGCCACACUUGUGUAUCUAAAUGUUAUGUUUUGGUUCACAAAAUAAGCAAUAAAACCUACAGGUCAGAAAAAAUAAAUGAGAGACAAAAUUGGAAUAUUAGCCAAUAAAUAAAAUCACUUGCUAUAUUGUAGUAAGCAAAUAAAACCAUGAAAAAGUUUUGAAGAGGCUUAUAAAUAUUAUCUAAUCUAUUUAGUACCAAUCACAUUACAAACAGAAACAAGAAAAGCCAAACCAUGACUUGGAAAAAGGAAAAAUGAAUAAUGUCAAUUUCUUUAUUUAGUUGCUGUUCUUAAUUUCUAGAAGAUUAAUGUUGUCACUUCUUGGUAUAUGUAAAAGUACUUUUAAAUGUGCAUGUAAAGUUUUACACUGUUAAAAAUAAUAAAUAUUCUAAAGUAAGAAAAGUCAAA
Messenger RNA from Hemicordylus capensis (graceful crag lizard), 5847 nucleotides. It is a transcript of the gene POLA1, whose product is annotated as DNA polymerase alpha 1, catalytic subunit. Lineage: Eukaryota; Metazoa; Chordata; Lepidosauria; Squamata; Cordylidae. Gene Ontology annotation, biological process: mitotic DNA replication initiation; lagging strand elongation; DNA replication. The transcript is spliced from 37 exons. The record is from RefSeq and is a predicted model, not a curated record. Gene Ontology annotation, molecular function: DNA-directed DNA polymerase activity; pyrimidine nucleotide binding; purine nucleotide binding. The coding region runs from base 210 to 4724 and encodes 1504 amino acids. Gene Ontology annotation, cellular component: alpha DNA polymerase:primase complex.